This is a messenger RNA of Lymnaea stagnalis (great pond snail), 15666 nucleotides long. The record is from the annotation of a GenBank genome assembly. Lineage: Eukaryota; Metazoa; Mollusca; Gastropoda; Lymnaeidae.
AUGGUUUAUUUUUCUCCAAGGCCCCAAGUGCCACGAAGUUAGUAAGGACAACCUGCAAAUAGGUCAAUACUGAAUUAAUGAUCCAGCUGGGUUUUGUUAUAUUAAGCAUAGAACUGUAAAAUUAACAGACAACCUAUCUCUUACUUGCCUAUUGCAGUCUCAUUAAUUCAGGAUCAGGUAGGCCUUUGACUUUGUUGUGAAGUUUCUUUGCAAUUGCAUGCAUCUGCAUAGAAUCAUAGAAUUAGAAUUAAUUUAUUAAAGAAAGUAAGCACGUAAAUGUUUCUUCUAGUUCUAUUAAUACUAUAUUUGUAUUCUCCACUAUAUUUACAAUUAAAGUCAUACCGUUUUUCUUUUUUAAUAUGGCUGAGCUAGGUUAUCAAUGGCAUCAUUUAGGCCUCUUUGCAAUUGCAUGCAUCUGCAUAGAAUCAUAGAAUUAGAAUUAAUUUAUUAAAGAAAGUAAGCAGGUAAAUGUUUCUUCUAGUUCUAUUAAUACUUUAUUUGUAUUCUCCACUAUAUUUACAAUUAAAGUCAUACCGUUUUUCUUUUUUAAUAUGGCUGAGCUAGGUUAUCAAUGGCAUCAUUUAGGCCUCUUAGCUUAGCAUUCUACUAAGACUAGAGACUAGAGUAUUUAAGUAAAUUAGUAAUCAUCCCCCCCCCCCCCACAAACACACACAACCAGCACACACGUGCUGGGACACAAAUUACCCUAUAGUUUUUAUUUAAUAUAUAUAUAUCUACUAAGACUCGAGAAUAGAGUAUUUAAGUAAAUUAGUAAUCAUCCCCCCCCCCCACACACACACACAACCAGCACACACGUGAUGUGACACAAAUUAGCCUAUAGAUUUUAUUUUAUAUAUAUAUUAUACACAAAUCCUGGGUGGCAGAUUCUUUCUUUACUUUUAGAGAAUUAUUCACAUUAUUUAUAAUUUUUCUUAAACUUCUUACCCAUCAACUAUCAGCUCAUCAUGAUCAAUGAUAUAAAUUAUAAAUAAACUUAAAGUUAAAGCGAAAAAAAAAUGUAGUGCUUCUUUAAUGACAUAUUUUGUUUUGAAUAGAUAAAUAAUAAGAUCAUUAUUUUACUUGCAAUUUUUAUUUGAGGUAGCACCUGCCCUCAUUGGAUUUCCUCAAUUUUCACCUGUCAAUGUCCCAAAGCAUUAUCAUUAUGUUUUUUUUGGACUUGAUAUGUUCCAUUAGUCAUUACAAAGAAUCCAGCUUCACUAAUGUAGGUGCUUUCAAAAAAAUUGUCAAACUUUUUGUAACCACAAUUGACAUUUCCAUAGUGACCAUAGUUGUGUAAAUUCAUCAGAAGAAACAUAGCCUACAACAUCCGAAGUCAUUUGGCCACACAUUCUUAUGUUUGUUUAUAAAUUAAAAAAUACUUUCAAGCAUCGUUCCUACCAUGUCUCACAAUUCCUCCCCGACUGAAUAGCACCAAUUAAAAACAAGUACAACUUGUAUCCUGCUUUCUACUCAUGGGAGGUCUCAUACACUGAUAUCUUAAUAGCAGGUAAUUUUCCACAAAAUCACAACAAUAUCUGGCUAGAAUACCUAUUCAAAUAACAUGGUACCAUAAAGGGUUCUCACUGCCUACCAAUAGUCAUUGUGACACCUUUAGUACCCCAGCUGCCAUCUUGAUUAUUCUAACCCAAAGACUUUCUUUUCAUAUUCUUAUCAUCCUACAAAGCACAGUAAUAAAUUUGUGGUGCUCACCUGUCUAGUUCAUCUAACUUGGUCCUGAUGGUGAGGGAGAGGGCAUGGAAUUUUACAUAGCCAAAUACCUACACAUCAAGUUACUUUUCGCAUCCCAAUGCAUCUUUCCCAACGCUGUUAGCAGUUAUACUCGAUACCCUGUGAUACCUCCCCUGUGCAAGCAACAGAAAGAAGGAGAAGAUAGUAUCUGAUUUUUAUGUCACCCUAUGUUCCCGAUUGGUUGAUAGUAUCUGAUUUUCAUGUCACCCUAUGUUCCCAAUUAGUUGGUCUUCUUAUGUGCUUAACGCAUAAAUCACCUGACAAUUCAUCCCACUCCUUAACUUUUUUUUACCUCCCCCAUUUUAAGUUACAACUUCUCCUGUGCUCUCACAUGAUUUCCUACCUAAACUGAAUCAAUGAAUGUUGUUCGAAAAUAUUUUCACCCAAAUUUUUGUUUACACAUUUUAAAUCAGAUGAGUGGACAGCAUUGCCCUAUUAUUUAUUUUUUUUCAGCUUGUCAUUGCAAAGAGUUUUUGGAAAUCUAUGGCAGAGAUUUGGUCAAUGCAAAAAAAAAAAGUAUACAGUAAAAUUCUUAUCUCUGAUUAGGAAAUAUUCCUUUUGAACCGAAUUUAAAAACUGUUUUCUGUAAUACUAAUAGUAGGCCUAUUAAAAUAUAGUGUGCAUGGAACUUCCAUUAUGUUUGAAUGCUAUUAGCUGAUUUUUAACAGUUAGGACUUUAUGUUUUGAAUGACAUGUGAAUUGUAAAUAUGAGACCCUGCCAUGGCUGUACCUUUUCCCCCCUAAAGACCUUUUGUAAGAAUAGGGGCAAUACGCUAGAAGCUACACUCAGGGGUCUUCAGAUUACUAAAAUAAUAUUCCCUUGAUGCUUUUAAGAACCGUCGAGAAAAUUUCAAGCACAUGUUAUGUCAUUAAAUGUUGUUUUCAAAUGAGGAACAAGAAAAGGUUUGGCAAUAACAUAAAAUAUUAAUUUCACACAUAAAUCAUGGUAGAUAAAUUACAUUUUUUAAUGUCUUAGUUCUACUGGCUGCAAAACUCUAUCACUAGGGGAAAGAAGUAUUUCUCUCCCUAAGUAUUGAAACCACAUAUUGUACUAUAGACCUUGUACUUUUAAAGAUUCUUUCAUUGGUACCCAGUAUGAAUUUCAACCCUUACAAUUAUGGUAAGCCUAUUUAAGAGUGGACCAAUAAUUAAUGACAUACUUAAGUACUGUUGUAGGCUGAAAAUUAUCAUUUAUUUGAAAUGAUUAUUUAUACAUUUAAUUGUAAACUAAAGGAUCAUGUGACGAAUAUUGAUUAUUCGAAACAUAAAACACUAAUGGUAGUGGAGUAUAUUUAUAGAUAGCCGAUACUUAAUGCUAUACAUUUUGGCUUGCCAUCUGUAACAAGUCAUGAUUUAGACAAGCCAACACAAAGCUAAACAGUAAACAUUUGCAUAAAUUAGGUCUUAUCAAUGAGUAUUCUUGAUUAUUAGUUGGCUUUAAUGUAGCAUUUUUUUCUGUAUUUUAAUAGUCAAUAGUGAUCAUCUUUUAACCCUUUCAUCACCGCUGGUUGAGGGGGGGGGGGGGGCGCGUAGCCACUUUAUUUUUUGUUGCUUCAGAAUUAAAAAAACUUAAUAUUUUUUAAAAAAAAAAAAUUUAACCCUUUCAUCGCCGGUGGGUGGGGGGGGGGGGGCGCGUAGGCACAUUAAUUUUUGCUGACUCAGCAAUAAAAAAACUUAAUAUUUAUUAAAAAAAAAAAAUAUAUAUAUUUUUCAUUCUCUGUCCGAAUUGGUUAUUAACUUCCCGUUUGAUUAAUAAAUAAAGAAAUUUAUAGCAUUGAAAUAUGACGUCGAUGUGACGUACUUGGUAUUUCAGAAAAGUUCUUUGCCCCUUUGUUAUGACGACAAUAUGACAUCCUUGGUAGUUGAAAGUGGGUGAUUGUGACGUCGCGAUGAUAUCAUCUGUAACAAAAGGGUUAAAAGUCAUAAAAUACAUUUUUAGAAACUUUGCUUAUUAUACAUUUUGAUACAUCUAUGAUGUAUUUAUUUGAUCAAGUUAAAUAAUAAAACAAAUUAAAACUGAAACAUUUAAAAUCUACUAUACAGGUAUAGCCUACAAUAUUUGUUUUAUUAUUAACUGGCAAAUUUUAGCUAAUACCAUACCAGUUGUACUACUAAUGUUAGUGAUAGGCCAUAGUUGGCAGCUUUUUGUUAAUCAGAAAAGACUAACACAAGCGCACACUCUCAGUUGUUGACAAAAGAUAUAUCAUGUUAACAUCUCUUUUUAACUCUAAUUAUAUUUGUUCUCUCCCUGCAACAUUAUUUUUUAAAUUAAUUUUUAGGGCCUAUAGGCUCCAAAAAUAUAAUUCACAUAUGAUAUUGAAACUAGGGUUAUAACAGAAUUCUUUUUAACACUCGUAAACAGCUGAAGAAAACAUCAUCAAAUAACCAAGGUCAAAUUCUGUAUAAGAGAAUUUAUUGAGGACAUUUGAUAAUGACAAAUCUGUAAGAUAAAAGAGCACGGUAUACUGCCAUUUCCAUUUCUGUCACUACCAUUAAAUAAUUCAGUCAAGGAUAGAUUGAAUAGAAAAGGUGACCUCGAAUAAUAUGAAUACAUAUCAGUGCCUCCCCUCUAUGGCCUCCACCUAGAUUUUCUAUUUACAGCUAACAUGUUAUUUAACAGGAGGUGUAGCAUGACUGCAUGUGACAAAACAUUAUAAUUGAAAGAACUUGUUGGUUCCGAAUUUUAAUAAAAUUGAUAACUUGGCAUAAUUUAACAAUAGUAUUAUGUUUGAAUCUGUUUAUGUUCUGUGUAAGAUUGUGUCAGUUACAUUAAAUUUUUUUAAUAAAGUAUAUUCGAUAAUUAAACAAAAUGAUGAUAGGGAAAAAUUAAUUGAAAUGUGUACCCUGACACAUAAUUCACAUUACAUGACAAUUCAAUAUGUUUGUUUACUUUUACAGCUCUAUGGGAACUUAUCUACAUUUUUAGAGAUUUAUUCCUUUUAUCAUUAGUUUUCACAAAGGCUUUGCAACAGUGCAUUUUAUGAUUAACUAAUUAUAUGGGUUUUGGACUGCGAUACAGCUUUCAAGUACAUUUCUAGACGCAAACAGUUUUCGUAAAUAAAACAAUACAAGUUCAGCUUUAAUAAUGAUCAUGCAGAAUACAAAUUUAGAUGUUUCGGCUAAUGCCUUCAUCAGUACAAAAAACAAAACAAAAAUCAUAAAGUAUAAAUUUAUUAUAAAGUUACAUGAUAUAGGCCUACUUAUAUACAUGUAUCCUACCUAAAAAUGAGAGAAAAAAAAUGGGCACAAGCCCCUGACAAAGAAGUGGAAGUAAAAUUUAAAAAACUAACAGAAAAAAUAUGUUGCAGCUGUUUAAAAUUGUGAAUUUGGUUUAUACCGUAUGGAGUCGACGUACCAAAUCUUAUUAAUUUAUUUUCCUUAUACAUUCUAUCUGGUGUAGGCCUAUUACUUGCAUACAAUAUAAGAGUAACUGCAAUGUCUAAAAUUCCAUUAUGGUUAGCACCAUUGACAGGUUUGGAAACUAGACAAAAGGCUUUAAAAUGGUUCCAAAAGUUAUUUACUCUACUUCACCUUUCUCUGCUCUAUGCCUUAAAAUACUGUUCAUUUUAUUCCAUUGCUUUCACCUAUAUCAGUUUAUUUCAUGUCUUCAAAUUUUAUUAUUUUUUUUCCCCAUUUUUUGGAGUGAAAACACCAAAUAGCAGACCUGUUUACUCUCACUCAUAAAAUCGUACUAUAUUAUCAUAAAAUCGUUCAAUACCUUAUGUUUAUAGAAAAAAAAUAAACAUACAGUAUACAUGCUAACACCUCAAAAUCGUACAUUGUACGCCAAAAUCGUAAGAGUAAACAGGUCUGAAAUAGAUUUAACCUAAAAUCAAAUUUAAGCAAUUAAUUUAAAAUCACCAUGCAUUUUGAGUGUUAGGUUAAUUAAAUUUCUGUGCACACUUUCUCUAGGUUUUGCAGUAGUUAAAAACUCAAGAAAAUGUCCAUCACACAGUUAAAAAUUAACAUAGAUGAACCCAGAUAUGACCAAUCAACUUAUGGAGGACGAGCAAGGCACUUUUUUAUCACCACCAAUCCUCUGAAUUUAUUUGCAUCAGGAAAAGCUUUGGACGAUGCAAAAAAUUUGGUAGAGAGAUAUAGGUAAUAUAUAAUAAAUUAUCAAUUUCUUUAAUAACUUAAAGUCACUUUGUUAAAAUAUGUUGAAUUAAUAUAUAUAUAUAAUAUAUAUAUACUAAUUGUUAAUGUAAACAGAAAAAGGAUUGUAGGCAUUUUGUGAUACUUUAUAAGUUUUUGCCUCCUAUUGUGAAAACUCAUCAGAAUUCCUUAUUUUAAAAAAGAAGUAUCUAUGUAAUGAUGUUGACGUUUUUAACAUCAUUUAGGGUUGAUAAAUAUUUAUUUGCUUUAUAAUAUACCUUUAUCCUUCUACUUUUGUUGCCCUGUGUUACAAUUUCUUUUCUCUAAAAAUUAAAAAAACAUGACCUUAAUUUUGCAACAAAAAAUCUAUAUUCCAUUUGAAAUAUCUUUUGCAUUAAGGGAAUCCAAUAUAUUGGUAACUUCAUUAAAAAUUUAACCAAAAUUGUGCCUUGUUUUUUUAACAAUAAUUUCAUAUGAUCGUCAAACAAAUAAUUUUCUUUUCAUCUAAAAAUUAAUCUCUUAACCCAUUUUAAUGUCUUUAACAGCCUCAGUAUUUUUUUAAGAGUAUUAUUAAUCUCAUAAAAUUUUACGGCCGCUUUACCUUUCACAAGGUGGAAACAAUUAUAUAUUUUCAUAUUUUGAAAGAAAAUCUUAACAAAACUUUGUUCAUACCCAUGAAAUUUAAAAAAAAAAUGGCAUGGCUCUAUUUUUUUAAAUAAAUUUUCAAUUGUGUAAGUAAAAUGAUUGGGUUUUGAUAUGUUUAUUUUAGGCAUUUGUAUACUUAUGUAAAUGUACCCAUGGUUGGUCAAUGCCAUUGAACUAUAUUUUUUUAAUUGUAAUAGCAUAUAUUUAUUUGUUAAAGGAGAAUGUAAAACCUCUUUUUCACAAUUAAUAUUAUUAGAUUUAAAGAUAUUGUCAUUCACAUCAAAAUUUACACACCAUAUUCCCUUCCCCCAAUAUUUGUUUACCGUAGAAGGUAUAUUCCUUCUUUUAUGAGGCAUAUCUUGUGCUGCCUCCAGCAGAGUUUUUAAUAAAUAAUAAAAUCAUCCACGGGAUGGCAGCCUUUUAUAAGCAACCACACUUUUUUUGCACGCCCCCUGAACUUUAUUAAAAUUCUAUAGUCCCAGAUCCCUUUUACCAUGUAUUGUUUUUUAUUUUCCAAAAAAAAAAAUAGUUCUGUGCGUAAUUCUAAUUAUGGUUAUUUAGUUUAACAUUAAAAUCGUUGCAACUUCAUUUGGUACUUUCUUUUUUGGAUGAGUGGUAAGUGAAUUAGUGAGCGGUAUUUGGCUAUGAAGUUUCACAAGACUAAUAAGCGUAAACAGCAUUUUCUUAUUUAAAGUAUUUUUAAACGUUAAGUUUUUAUCAAGCAAUUUGAUAACAAUAAAUUUUUGGAAUGAAAAAUAAUUAAAACUUAUUACAUGUUAAUAACACAAAGCUAAAAUUUUCUGUGGUGUAUUAACAGUUAGUUUAUAUUGAUUUCUUAUAAGAUUAUUCAAAUUUUUCUUUCUUUGAAAAUUUUAAUUUGAUAUUGUUUGAAGAUAUUUGGAUAACAUAGGUUUAAAUUUAAUUUCGCAAUAUUAAAAAGGAAAUAGAAAAAACAACAAAAUAUGUUUUGGGUUUUCUCAAUAAAUGGGAAUACGAAUUAAUAACAGUGCUACACUUAUGAACAUUUAUUGAUAUUUGAAAAAUAUCUUAACUCUUACAUUCAGAUAAAAUAUUGAAAAUAGAUUUUUAAUUGUUAUAUUAAAUUUAUUUCUAAUUUUUAAUUAUAAUACUUAAACGUAUACAUAAAUAUAAGCAGAUAUAUUUUAUUUAGAAAAAAAAGAAAAUCUUUAUCACUGUUUUUAAGCAUCAGAACAUAUUUCGAUUGAUUUGAUUUUUUAGUGUUAUAUUUAUACCCUAGCUCAUUUUAUACAUAUUGCUUGGUUACCGCAAAUUUGUUUGAAAGAAGUUUCGUAGAUGGAAAAUUGAAUGACCGAAGUUUGAUCGAACAGAAGGUUGGUCGAAUUUUAUUUUCAGUUCACAGGAUCAAAUUUUUGUCAAAUUUCUUUUUGAAUCCCCUAAACUAUAUAGUAAAACAAAUAAUGUGUUCUCGUGAAAUAGGAUGAAAUUUCUUUCAAACAAAUUUCUGGAUACGAUAUUACUUACCUGUAAAUUUUAUUUUUUAAACUUAAUGCUCAUAUUAAAAUAAUUGUCCUUUUAUUAUCAUGUAAAAUCAAUUUCAUGUGAAAGACUUGUUGGUCAGUUGUCCAUUUUACAAAAAAUAAAUUAGUUGCAUUCAGGGUUUUAGUGUAUUUGUCAAAGUUUAAUAAAAAAAAUAUUUUAUUUUUUUCCCACCAAAAUAGAUCAUCACUAUUCGAACAUAUUUAGCUAUCAAUGAUAAAACGUGUGCAUGAAUCUCCUUUACUUGUCACUCAAGGCUGUGGAUUAUUUGAGAUAUUAAUUGUCAAAUAAAUGUAUAGAAUUUAUAUAAUGUUAACAUAAUGUAUAACAUGCUAGUAUUUAUGGAUGGCACUCUAAAAGUAGGCUUUUCAAUACAAAAUUUGAAUCUAAUUGGGGUUAAGAGCGUUUUGCAGUUGUUGGUAUUUCAAAAAAGUACCUUCCUUGAGCUAUUAAAAAAAUAGUAGACCUUAAUGGUAUAAUUUAUUUUAGGAUGCUGCAGUUUGUAGAAAUAUCAUGUGUCUAGUGAUAACAAAAAGUACAAUCGCCAUGGAUAUCAAAAUUACUUGACACACAUUAGUCAUUGACAUAAAAAUUUCUUGAUAUGUGUUACUUAAUGAAAUUUUGUUUUAGUUUGCUUGUUCUUAAGUUUAUAAAUUAUUUUUCCAUAGGAAAGGCGAAGUCAUCUCUGAUUUAACAGAGGACCAGCUAUGGAAAGCUAAACACCUUUAUGACUCUGCAUUUCAUCCUGAUACUAAAGAAAAAAUGUUUCUCAUUGGAAGAAUGUCAGCCCAGGUUCCUAUGAAUAUGACCAUCACUGGGUGUAUGAUGACAUUUUAUAAGUAGGUUUCCCUACACUCAAAUGAUAAAAAUUGCCAAAUUUUAUGACAUUUAAAUUUUAAAUUAUUAUUUUAUUUAAUGAAGUGAAACCUGUAAAUAGCACAAGCCCUUGAAACCAAACCAAAAGUGUCACUAUUUGCAAGGAUAAUCAUGCACAAUAAUUUGAAAUAAAAAGACAAAUGCACAUGGAAAAUUAGAAGAAAUGAGUAAACAAAACAGAAAGCGCAAACAAUUACUUGCAUGUAAAUAACCAUAUAACGAGUAUGAAACUGGGCAAGAUUUUAUUGCGCUUAAGCAUUCUGCUUGCAGCUCAUUUAUAUCAACAAGUAGGCCUAUGUGUACAGUAAUUAACAAGUCUGUUAAGAUUGUCUUGCUUUCAUUGUACAUUGGCCAGUUGUACACACGAUUCACACAGUUCAUUCACAACCCUCAUUAUUGAAGCGAAUGUGUUGACACACCCUGACAACACAUUGUUCCAUCCUGAGGUUAGAAAAACACAAUAAGGUAGCGGACUGAUUAGUGAAUCAAAAGAUUGCUGUCACUUCCUGUGCAUGAGGUAUUUGGGUGGCAUGGCAUGUUCUAUUCACUGUUAAAAACACCAUUUUGUUCCUCAAAUACCUUUACUUGUUUUGCAUAUUAUGUUAUCCCGACUGAUUCCCACCCCCCUCUGACCGAUAAACAAUGCUGCUGGGUGCUAUCCAUGGCUUGACAUGUAAAGAGUUUGGGGAGGGGGGUGUGUGUGUGUGUGCGUGUGUUUGAAUUGUUUUUCUUUCUUUUCUUAUUAAGCUGUUUAAAAAAAUUAACUUAAAUAAAUGUUUGUAACUGUUUUAAUGUCAUGUUUAUUAUUGCCAAUAUUUUAUGUGAAGCGCCGUGAGCCCAGACCUAGGCUCACUGUAAUAAUAAAAAUAAUAUGAAAGAUUUUGCGCUAAUUUCACGGGUAAUCAAUCCGUUCCAUUGGUCAUUGGUAAGUGCAUUUGGCAGCAUUGGGACUAUUUCAAGGUUCAAGGUGUGCUAUUCACAAGUUUUACUAUAUUAAUGGGGCUGUUAUAUGUGUGGGUAUUAUGGACCUGAUAUGUUAGGGUAAAUAUAAAUUUAUUAUCAACAUUGUUCAUUUCGUUCUCAACAUUUGCCCCAAAUUAAGAUCUAUAAAAACUUAAGUAGAAAAUUGUUUCACUGAUAUCUGACGUAAAUGUUACAUGUCUUCUUUAUUAAAUCAACUUGCUUCUUUGUACAAUGUGGUAAAUUUAUGAUAUUCUUAAAAUUUGGAAUAAUUUUUUAAUUUUUUUACAUUAUAAUUUAUAUGCUAAUAAAUUAAAAGCUGAAAUAAUAAUAUAAUAAAGCCUAUUUGAAAAUCACGCUUCAUCCCCAAAGGCUCGAAGCGUGGUACAAAGUCAUCCAUAUUAAAAAAGAAAUGAAACAAUCUAUAUUUUACCACAUUGAAAUACAAAACGCAACAUUAUAAAAACUACAAACGAGAAUACCCAUUCUAAGUCUUUCAUCCCUUGAAACCAUAAACAACACAGGCCACUUUACAUCUAGGGUAAUAGAAGGGUAUAAUGGAGAUCAACAUCUUCUUAACUAUAUUCCCUUUAUAAUGACUGCAACUUAUAAGGGGAAUCACUAAAUAUUGUAGCAGCACUCCUGAAUUGGAUUUAGCUAGGAAGACAGAUUAUGAGAUUAAUCAAAGGAAAUUCAAGUUGAUGUAGUUUUUAACGCUUUAUCAUUCUGUGUGCUCCUUCCUUAAGAUGUUUGAGCCAUUCUUAAUAAAGAAAACAUGUAAAGAACUAAUUGCAUAUGUCCACUGCUUUCAAAUUUAUUGAUUCCUAUAUAUAUGCUAUCUCUAUGACAUUGUAAAAUUAUAAAAACUGUACUACACUAUCAGGACUACUCCAGCAGUGAUAUUCUGGCAAUGGUUUAACCAGACAUUUAAUGCUGUAGUGAAUUACACCAAUCGCAGUGGAGACUCACCAAUAUCACCAAAGUAAGUGCAUUUAAUAUUUUAAGCGGUGUUUGAGCAAGCUGACAAUUGUUAUGAUAAAAAUUGUAAUUGAGCUCUCGCUUAUAAAAUGUUGUUAUUGUGUAUUAAUGAAUGAUACAGUUUUCGUUUAAAUUAUUGAUUUCAGGCAGCUGGGAGUUUCGUAUGUGCUUGCUACCGGUGGUGCUGUCACAACUGCUUUAACUCUUAACAACAUGGUCAAGGUAUGUUCAUGUACUAAAAUAUUAGAAAUUUGGUUUAAGCUGUCUUUGUGAUGCGCUCUUAUUGAUAAACGCACAUUUCUGAUAAUUUCCAUGCUAAAUAUUCAUGUGUGCUAGUUUGUUUUUUUACAUGGAAUACUUUUUCAUUUAUUUUUUAAAUAUUUUUGUAUCAUAAUAACAUCCGAGGCUGAAUAUUUUUUCUAUUUUCUAAUAAUAAACUCUAAUGCUGACAUUUGCAGGAACACAAUAUUUAUAUGUUCAAUAUUAUUUAUAAUUUCAGAAAUUCCCUCCAAUAAUUGGUCGCUUUGUGCCCUUUGCUGCAGUUGCUGCAGCCAAUUGUAUCAACAUUCCUUUCAUGAGAAGCAGGUAAUAUAACAUAUGUUUUCUCCCCAAAAAUUUUAGCUAUUUAAAUGUAUUAGCCACCUAAAUAAAAUACUAAUGAGCAUUAUCACUGAGUGAAACUUAAAAUUUGAUAUUGUCAUUCAUUCUUGUAGAAUAUUUUUAUUCUUCAUCACCCAUUCCUUUGUAUUUUAGUAUAUAAUUGGAAUGGUUGAACCAAGUAAUUAAUAACUCCCGAAAAUUGUGGCAAAACUCUGUGCUUGGAUUAUUAUAUUGGUAAAUUAAAGUCAAAAUUAACUUUUUAAAAAUGUUAAAAAUUGUGGUAAAAUGGAGAUACUCAUUUAACAGAAUGCCAUUGAAUCUGCUUCCAGGGAAAUCACCCAUGGCAUACCUAUUCUAGAUGAAAAUGGCAACAGAGUAGGAGAGUCUACUCGUGCUGCAACAAGUGCUAUAACUCAAGUGGUAGUCUCCAGAGUUAUCAUGGCUAUGCCUGGAAUGUGUGAGUUUUUAUUAUUUCUUAUUGAAUCUAUUAGAUUAUUUUUUUUAUCACAGUCUCAUAGUUAUAUUCUUCAUGUCUUGUUCCUUAGUCAUUCCUUAUGUUUCUAUUAAAAUUAUUCUAAUUUUUCAAGUUCUUUUAAAAAAAAUAAUAAAUUGUGUGACAAUAAUUUUAUCCAAUGACUUGUUUCCUUUCAGUGAUUCCCCCGUUUAUCAUGAAUAACUUGGAGAAAAAAUCCUUCAUGAAACGAAUGCCUUGGCUUAAUGCUCCAAUUCAAGUUGGCCUCAUUGGUGUGCUGUGAGUACAUGUUAUUUUGAACCCUUUGUGACAUUAAAUUUAACAAAUUUACUGGCAACAACUAACAAGAGCAAUAUGAUAUGGAGACUUUAUAUAAAAGUGCCCUUAAUUAUGUUUAGCAUAUCUAAAGUUGAGUCUUGAAAGGAUGCAUUUUGGUUGUACAAAUUUAAGAAGAGCGCUAUCCUUGAAAUGAAGGAACUGGAGAAAAAAAGAAAAAGAUCAUGAUAAUUUUUUACCUGUUUGCUUUAAAAUGGACUAACAGGACUACUUGAUGAUUCCCAUGUGAGUGGGUCCAAUUUUGAAUUUUAAAAUAAAUCUACAAUUUAAUUCUACUUGGUAAAUGUAUUUCAGACUCGUGUUUGCCACACCCUUGUGCUGUGCUUUGUUCCCACAGAAAAGGUGAGUUUUAUUUGGUCUUACAAGAUGAAUUUAUCUGGAAUGUUUGGCUAGUCUACUUUUUUUUAUGCUGACCAGCUGCAAUUUAUGUAUAUAUGAAGUAUACUGAUACGAUGAUUGACUCUCUAAUAUACACUUCAAAUACUUAAUGCAAUCUUAUGUGUGCAAUUUUAUAUCAUUGUCAUGUUCAGCAGUGUGCAGAUAAGGAAAUUAAUUUUUUUUUAAUAAUAUUUCAAAAUAUAGGACAUUAAUUUUGUUUUAAAAUAUUUCAAAAUAAAGGGAAUUGAUUAUUAUUAUUAUAAUGAAUUAUUAUUUUUUAGCUCCAUGGCUGUUGCGAAUUUGGAACCAGCUGUUAGAGAUAAAAUUCAAUCUCUGCCCAACCCUCCAACUGUGGUCUAUUUCAACAAAGGUCUCUAAGGAUGAGAACAUCAACUCCAAUGAUAGCUACUUUAAUAAUUACUGGUUGUUUAAAGGACUGCUUUAAUACAGUCUUCCAUUAUCUGUACAUAGUAUGUAUCAAUUUUAGAUUAUUGUGAAAUAUUUUUAUAAUGUACAAUCUGCUGAGUUAUUAUGUAUCUUACAUUUAGUGGUAUUGCCCUAACAGCUAUAUUGCACAGCAAGUGUUAAUUGCCAAAGAGUUACUGUAAAUACUGUAAAAUUGUGUGUUCGUGUGCCUUUUCUCUGAUGCUAUUUCUAUCUUUGUUGGCAAUGAAGUGAUAACAAUAGUAUUUGUCUUCAUUUCACAAUGAGAUUGUCAACAUGUUCUUGUUGAUCUAUCUUAUUCGGGCACUUUGUUUUGGAUGGUUUGUAUUGUAAAUAAAUGAAUAAGAAAAUUUUAUUAUGAUGGAUUUUUCUAGGAUUUUUGUAUGCUUAUUAAAUUAGUUAACCAAUUUUGAAGUUUCAUUUCCAGGAUAUGGUAUUAAUUUAUCUGGUUUAAAUUUAUAUAUUUAAUUAUUGUUUUCAAUGCAUUAUAAGUUUUAGUUAGUUAUUUAAAAAUGUUCUCAAAUGAUUUUUAGAUUAAUUUUUCUUCAUUUUUAAGAUGUAUUUACGGCCUGACUUAAUCCACUAUUUUCAAUAUUUUUUAAAUUCUGCUAUGGAUCACUGGAACUUAAGAGAUUUUAACACACAGCCAAACUGCUGAUAUUGUGGAAACAACCAUUGCUAAUAAGAAUGAUUGGUUACUAGAUGAAUCAAAUAGCAUUUUCCCCCUUUUUUAAAGGUUGCAGUAUAUUUCAUUUGUAAUUACUAAGUUCCUACCUCCGUGGUAAGUUAGGAAUGUAAAGACUAUUUAGUUGUCUACUAAAGGAUCUUUGGAUUAAAAUUAAAGAUAGGGUGAGAAAUUGUUUCUUUAAUCAAGUACUUUUUUGAAUAAAUGACCUAUACAAGAUCAUUUGUCUAUUAAAAAAAAAUCUUUAAUAAAUGUCCUAUAUUAAUCUUAGACGUGUAUCAAAAGAAGAUAUUUUAUUGUAGUGAUUUUUGUCAGUCCUUAUAAAUAUGCCUGCUUCUGAAAUUGUAUAUAUCUAAACGCAUUUGUUUUAGCUGAAAACAAAUUUUGGUAGGGCGUAACUUUUUAGAGGAAUUUAUUAUAUUCAGCUUCCCAUUAUUAUUAAUUAUUUGUUAUUAUUUUAUUUGAAAAUUGAUAAUCAGGAACUUUAAAAUAGCUGCCAAUUAGUUCACUGCCUUAAAUGUUGACCCUGAGUUUAUAAUUGACUUUGCAUGCAGGAUGAAAUGAAUGAUUUGAAAAUGCUUUGUCACAUGCAGCCAUAAGCUACAGGAGUAGAUCUGCUGUGUAGGAAUGAUCUGCUUUGUCAAGUGUUGGAUGAAUAGAUUAAUGGGACCUAAGAACUGUUCUGUUGUUUUUUUAAAAUUACCACAUGAGAUUAUAAUAGCAACCAACACUCAGGAAAGUUACUGUUCCUUAUAGUUGUUUUUUUCUCCCUCUAUGUUCUGUAAAACUGUAUGAGAGAAUUAUGAGUUUCCAAGAGAAUUUUCUUUUUUUUAUCCGCAUUAAUCUUUAUUUUGUCAAACUUUCAAAUGUGUUUUGUGCUCGACUGCUACAACGGUCUUAAACAAAUGUGAAAUGACAUAUGUAAUACAUGAGCUAGUGGUCUCUGACCAGAGCAUAUUGAGAAACUAAGGUGAAGUAUUAAAUUUCAUUUUUUUGGGUUAAUUUUUCUUCUCUCAGUUAAAUUAUAAAUAAUCAUUGUAUGCUUGAGAAGCUCAAGAUCAAACGACUUCCUCAAGAUGAUAUAGCCACUGCUAACUUAAAGCUGAAUUGAUUGCAAAAAGAUCGAAGAUAAACACUUCAAAAAAAUACCCCAUCUUGCUUCAUGUCAUUAGGAAAGAAAGUCUGAUUUUGUGGCUUGGAGUUGAAAUAUCUGUUAUUUCCUGGUGUAGAACAGUAACUUCAACACACCACUGACAUUAACAAAACCAUCACUGCAGUAUUACCAUUUAAACAUUUGUUGGGCUACAUACUAUCCUUUGAGAUUGAUUUGUGUUUUAAAUCAUAUGCAAUAAGACAAGUAUGGUUAUUCUGACUCUUUGCAUGCAUUCUUACUUUUUGAGAGGAUGAUCUCUAUAAAAAAAAAGUUAUAUAAAUUUCUAUCUCUCAAAAAAAGUUUUUCUCUCCUUUUAUGGAAGUGUUUACACAUGUUGCUGUACAGAAUGUCAUUGUUCAAAAUGUACAACAUCCAGAGGGACAGACAACCCUGUCAAUCUCUGGUGUUUUAUCAAUGUUUGAGAUAAUUUUCAUGUCAACUAUUUUUUUAAACUUCCUGCCUUUUUCAUACUCAGAAAAAACUUGAUUUAAAUAAAGUUUAAAUAUGUAGAUUUUAAUUUGACCUUGAUUAUGCCUCACCUUGUUUUAUUUCUUCUUUAAUGAACCAGAUUUGAGUAGCAUUAAGAUUAACUACCGUAUUUAAAAACUAUUUUGCUCUAUGUAGGUCUAAUUAAGUAAAAUAGCUAGUAUUUUAAUUUUUAACAAAAAUUGCUGUGUAGGUCUGCCGGUGCCAAGAAAUAUAUUCCUGAUUCUCAUACCUGGGAAACUAAAUAAAAUUGAAAACUGAAUUAAAAUAAAAUCUACAGAAGGCCAAAAG